AUGCUCUCGCGGCUUACAAUAAGUGCUCAGGACUUUUGGCACCCAAGAAAUAGCAUGUCUGAUGAUGAAUUCCUUCGGAUCAAUGCAGCUGUGGCUGAAGCAACAAAGAGCAUACUGGCACGCAGGGAUCCAGGUGGAUGCACCAUCUGCCUCUUGAGCACAACAUUCUACCUGAGAGAUGAUAUCCCUAUAUCUGUUGGGCAUACUGUUGGCAAUGCCAUGGCGACACACAAGAUUGAGAAAGUCGAAUUCACAGUUUUAACAGAGAAGGCUGUGGAGUGCACUGUUGAUGAUUUGCUGAACUAUGGGACACAGUUUGUGUCAUUUUUUAACGAGUGUCUGAACGUAUUUGCUCGUCUGACACGCCUUCACCUGGAGAAUUUGAGAUUUGCUGAAUCUGACUUUGCCUCCAACAUCCUUGUCACUUGUAAGCAGUUAAAAUAUUUGGGUUUUCGCAAUUGCGACACAGAGAGUUGGAUAACGCUCCAAGUUGAACACGCACAACUCAGUGAGCUCAGUAUCUUCGAUUGCCAAUUUGACAAGGUUGAACUCAAUUGGCACAAAAUGGUCAAGUUAAGUACGUUGCUUCCUGAGACCUUCGUACGAGACCUGAGGCUGGGGUUUAAAUGUGAAAAGAUUUGGGUUCAACCAGAGUGCCGGUCCAGAAGGCUGGCAUAUGUGUUCCACCGAUUAAGGUUUGUUAAUCUAGUCCUCAUUCCUGAAGGCUAUGAUCUCACCUGGACAUUGUUCAUUCUGGAAGCUGCGCCAUCCCUCGAGGAGCUCUACAUGACGGUAAUGGAUCAUCAUUGUGAAAUGCAGAUGGAUAAGGAGAAGAGGAGAGAAGGCUUGUAUAGCGAGAACAAGGGUGUAGAGUGGAAAUCACCUAAUCCAAAUUUCAAGCACCACCGCCUUACCAGCUUUGUGAUGUUCUGUUUUCAGUCUGAUGACUACAUGGUGAGUCAUGUCAGACGCGUCAUGGAAGCAGCGGUGAAUCUGAAGGAUGUGUACCUGUAUGAUAGACUGCCAUGUAGCAAGUGCCUACUUGUACUAAAUUCGAGUCAAUUAAAAAGGAACGGAGGGAGUAGAUGUGAAGGCGAAAAGGUUUCCGCGGACAGAGAAGCAAAGGUUUUCGAUGAAGAAGCGAAUGACGCUGGCCAUCAGGUCACUUGCCUUUAUUCACUUCCUGAGCCCUGCUGGGAUGAGGGCUGA
Molecule: messenger RNA, 1209 nt
Organism: Lolium perenne
Lineage: Eukaryota; Viridiplantae; Streptophyta; Magnoliopsida; Poales; Poaceae
Source: RefSeq, a predicted model, not a curated record